Molecule: messenger RNA, 2475 nt
Organism: Acanthosepion pharaonis
Lineage: Eukaryota; Metazoa; Mollusca; Cephalopoda; Sepiida; Sepiidae
Source: the annotation of a GenBank genome assembly
AUGAUGAAGCGAAAACCUCUUUCUCUCUCUUCUUUUUUUCCCCUUUCUCUCUUACAAGAAUGCACUGUCCUUCACUUCACCCUCGAUAAUUUUUUUUCUUUCUUUCUUUCUAGAAAUUUGUGCCUGUCUGCCUUCUUCUAUUUUCUCUUUCUCUCGCUCUUUCCCAUGUUCUAUUCAUUAUUAUUAGAUCACCUACUUUUCCACUCUUUCUCUGUUCACCUACUUUCUUCUUUCUCUCAUUUCUCAGUUCCCCACUCAUUCACCUUUACUCUCCCAACUCUCUCUCUCUCUCUCCCCCUUUUCUCCUUCUUCCUUUUUCUUCCUUCUUUCUCUCUGUCCCUUCCCUCUCUUUCCAUUUUCUUCUUUCUCUCUCUUUCUUUCUCACUCUCUUUCUUUCUCUUUCUCUCUCUUUCUCUCUCUCUUUCUUUCUCUUUCUUAGAAUCAGCGAUAAAUCUUAUCAAAUAUCUUACAAUCUCCUGCAUGCCCCCGCCCCUUUGGUGGGGUGUACCCCCCUCUCUCUCUCUCUCCCUCUUUCUCUCUCUCUCACCCUCACUCUCUCGAUCCGUCACCCCCCCAUCGUCUUUGAAAAGAAUCACACCCGGCCACUACUGUGUUUCACUGAAGCAGCAAAACAAGCGGGACAGAUGGACGAUAUGGGGAGGGCACCUGCUUUGCCCAACCCCACUCUUCUUCAAUGACAAGCUUUACCUUCCUUUCUCUCGAGUUAAUAUUUCCAUCACCUCCCCACCCCCUCUUCUCCUGUCAUCAUCCCCCUGUACCACUUCCGAUGGAUCAUAUUCUGCCAGUCCUCACCCGUCUCAAAGUCCAGCCCCUCUUCUUUUACAAAAGGAAAUUAUCCGACCUGCUGCUACUGCAUUGUCCGAUUAUCAAUCGGAACCCAUGGACCUUUCUUGUAAAACUCCUGGAAGUACAAAAUGUGGGAAUGGCGACAGUGUUACCUACACUGAUGAUCGAUCAUUCCUUGAUACGACGACAUCAUACUCGUAUCAACUUCAUCAUGACAGCAGCAUAACUGACUGUUCGUUGAUGUCAUCUCAUGGAGGAGGACAGACAUUCAUGUCAUCUGAGAAGUUUGAGCAAACACAACAGUGUGAUUCACCUGUUCAGCAGGUGAUGCAGUCGCAUUCCCCUGAACAGCACUCUCAUUUUCAUUGUCAGCAGGCUCUCCUUCCCAGCAGACAUUCUCCUAUUCAGCAACUUCAGUGUGAAUCACCAAUGCUGCAACAACCCCAGCCCCAUCAGGAAUCUCCUCUGCAUUAUCAGGUUUCCACUGAACAGGGGCAGGUAGUUGAACCAGCAAGACAUUCAGGUUACCCAUCUGUUACCCCACAAGAGAUCCCAUUACAACAGAUGGAAACAAAACGGUCAUGUCAUUCACCUAUGCAGUUUUGUCCGCAGUCCAGUCCUGGCAGCAGCAGACACUCAGCUUCACCAUCGACAAGUACAUUACACCUUCAUCAAACACCUGCCUCAACAAUGAUGGACUCUACACAAUCAUUGUAUGAGGUUCAAUCACUGCAAAACAAGCCUCAGCCUGGACAUCAGUCGCAGAGCAAUUCACCCUCAUAUGUUGACCCAUUUGAAUCCAACCGUCCAUUGCAGACAAACCAUAACAAUUCCUCCCAAUUUUCUAAAACUGCUGGCCAUUCACUUUUACGGGACUUAUUAAGUUGUGGCCGCAACAACAAAUCUCAAGAAAGUGGACUAUUGUCUUUCUCUUCUGAGAACUCUCAUUCUUUCUCGUCUUCCCCUUCUUCGGGUGAAGAUGAUAGCGUUUUGAGUUGUCCACCAAAGCCAAAAGAAGAAUACGUUGGCUCUAAGGAUUACUCUCUGUGCAGUACAACUCGUGUAACGCUGGCCAAAAAGAACUUGCUUCCUAUCAGUGCUAGGGUCACUGAAUGGCUUUACAAAAUGGUAAAAUUCGCUAAAGAGAUUCCCCAGUUUGUUAAACUGCCCAAUAACGAUCGCCUGACACUGAUCUUGAACUCAUGGACACGGCUUUUGCUUAUGCAUAUGGCUGAGAAUAACUUUCAGUUUGCUGUUACUCCGCUUCCUUCUUCUCCAGAACAUAAAACGGACGAGGCUCCGGCCUCUGAUGAACCCACCAUGAAAUCAGUUGAAAGUGUUCAGAGUUUUAUCCGCAAAUGUCAGGGCAUGAAUUUAGACACUUCAGAAUUUGAAUAUCUUCGAAUGUUAGUCCUCUUUAAUGCUGGUUAUGUUGGACUAGAGAUGUCAUCCGUUGUGGACAAUAUGAACAGUCGUAUACAACAGCAUUUACAGCAGCAUAUUCACACAAAGCACCCCAGGGACCACAUCCGUUUUUCUCGGGUGCUCAUGUGCUUACCGUCACUAUACGGUAUCAACUGUAAAAUGAUUAACAAUUUAUUCUGUGGUUUUAUUCAUGGCAAAACAGACAUUGAAGUGCUUCUGAAGGACAUGCUACAAGAUUUAUGA